AUGGCAAAGGAAAACGACUUCAGAGUAGAACUCAAAUCCCAGCGUCAUUUCAGAAACUCCCACCGACCUGAGACAACAGAAGGCCCCCCUCCUAGGUCUAUGGACCUGCUAUUACGCAGAUUAAGGGCCAUCGAAGCCAAGCAGAAUGAUAAGUUUGCCAACAUCAUGAAGGCCAUGGGGGAGUUUGGCACAUUCCAGCGGAGGCUGGUGGCCCUCACCUUCAUUCCCAGCAUCCUGUCCGCCUUCUUCAUGUUUGCUGACCUCUUCGUGUUCACACCCCAGAAGCCCUAUUGCAACACCAGCUGGAUACUGGCCCUGGACCCCAGCCUUUCAGAGAGUGAGCAGCUGAAUCUGACCCUGCCCCGAGCACCCAACGGCAGUUUCCUGACAUGUCUCAUGUACUUGCCUGUGGACUGGGAUCUGGAGACUAUCAUCGAAUUUGGCCUCAACCAUACAGACUCAUGUCAAGAUGGGUGGUUCUAUCCUGAGGUCAAGUGGCGAUCACUGAUCAACGAGUUUGACUUGGUGUGCGGCAAGGAACCGAACCCAGAAAUGGUGCAGACCAUGUUUUUGGCAGGCUUCUUGAUAGGAGCUCUCAUCUUCGGGUUCAUAAGUGACAAGCUGGGUCGCUACCCCGCCAUCCUGCUAUCACUGCUGGAGCUGAUCAUCUUUGGCUUUGGGACAGCCUUUGUCAAAAGCUUUCAUCAAUAUCUGUUCUUCCGCUUCCUCGUGUCCCAGGCUGUGGUGGGCUACAGCACCAGCAGCUUGUCUUUAAUCACUGAGUGGCUAGUGGGCAUGCACCGGGCCCAUGCCAUCAUCCUGGAAGGCUGCUUUUUCGCUGUGGGGGUCCUGUACCUGACAGGGCUUGCCUACAACCUUCCUCAUUGGCGGCUGCUGUUUCUGGUGGGUGGGACACCUGCGUUCCUCCUCAUCUCCUAUAUCUGGAUUCUUCCAGAGUCCCCACGGUGGCUGAUGACAAAAGGGAAGCUAGAGGAGGCCACACAGUUGCUGUGCUAUGCAGCUGGCGUGAACAAGAAAACCAUUCCUUUAAGUCUGCUGAGUAAGCUGCAGCUACCAGGAAAGAAGGUGGCUAAAGCCUCUAUCCUAGACUUCUAUAGCAACAAGCAUCUCUGCCAGGUGGCCUUGAUUUUGUGUUCCAUGUGGUUUGCUAUCGGUUGCAGCUAUUACAUGCUGAGCUUCAAGAUGAAGGAGCUGGGUGUGGACAUCCACCUCACACAGGUGAUUCCCGGCAUCAUGGAGGUGCCCAGCCGGCUGUGCUGCAUCUUUCUCCUUGAGCGGUUUAAGAGGAAGUGGAGCCUGAUGCUCACUCUCUUCCAAGGCGCCCUCUUGUGCUUCCUUAGCCUUGUCCUCCCCUCAGGGGAGCAUGGCCACAGACUCAAGUGACCAUGUUGUCUGGCCACAGAGUUGAAAUCCCUCUUGGUCUUGAUAAUCGUGCUUGGAGAGUUCAGCCUGGCUGCCUCGGUCACCCUAUUGUUCCUCUACACUUCUGAGCUCCUCCCCACUGUCCUCAGGGCGACGGGUUUGGGGCUAAUGUGUCUGUUCUGGGCAGCUGGAGGCAUCUUGUCCCUGAUGCUUGUCAGCCAGAGCACCACCAUCCUACCCAUUUUACUCUGCACCAUCUCAGCCACCAUGGCCUUGUACCUUUGCUCCAAGCUGCCAGAAACACAAGGUCAGCCCCUCCUUGAUAGCCUGGAGCAUCUUCCUCUACUGACAAGGACCAUGAGCAAUGAUGUUUCCAGUGAGGACAUGUUAUGUGAUGAUGUGAUGGAGGAAGUGACCAAGAACACCAUUCUCAAUGCCACGAUGAUGAAUAUAGACCAAGACUCUUCCUCCAACCAGUCUUUGCAUACCAGAGAAGAGGAAAUAGAUGGUCAGGAGGACUGA
This is a messenger RNA of Phacochoerus africanus (Common warthog), 1905 nucleotides long. It is a transcript of the gene SLC22A14, whose product is annotated as solute carrier family 22 member 14. Gene Ontology annotation, cellular component: membrane. Gene Ontology annotation, biological process: transmembrane transport. Lineage: Eukaryota; Metazoa; Chordata; Mammalia; Artiodactyla; Suidae. The transcript has 10 exons. The record is from RefSeq and is a predicted model, not a curated record. Gene Ontology annotation, molecular function: transmembrane transporter activity.